AUGGUUGUCCAGACGGAGCCUCGUCACGACGAUGCCAAUGCGGCUAUCCAUCCGGCCAGCGGAGUCUUUAUGGCCGUGCGCGCGGAUGCACACGCGGAUGGCCUCACCUGGCUUAGCCCGCCAGUCGAGGCGGUUAUCGGGACGUUGCCGCCAGGCAGAACCCAGCUUCUGUGAGCCACAUGUGAGAGUUGGGUGCCAGCAGAUGGACGCUAAGCGUAGUCUGCGCCUGCAAGCGUGCGAACGACCUACUACUACCCACCGCUGGACACCCCGGUGCUCCGCACACACACACAUGCGUAUGCACGGCAACCAUUAUGGACUCGCGCAGACUCAGUGCAACCCGAUAGAUGCGCGCCGUGAGCCAUUCCGACGCCGUUCUGGUUUGGCGCAUCUUACGAUGCGGCCUUUUGCUGAAAUCGAUGCUGCUGUGAGGGCAUAAACACCCCGAUUAAUCUCUCUGAAGCUGUUUUCUGUCCACUGCAGAAUGAUUCAUUUAUGCGUGUUCGUCUCCUAACCCUACUCAACCUGCUCUUCGCAAACCCCUUCGGAAGCGAGGUAUGCGUGGGGUAUUUUCGUAUAUUCGAUUUGGCUUAUUCGCCAAUCGAACCGUGACCUCCGUUUGCGCGGCAAGUUUAGCUAGCCACUUCGCAUGGCUGUCGUUUUAAAUCACUAAAGAUGGCGCAACCAAGUGUGGAUACUUGGAUGAACCAACUUUUUGACUGUCCCACCCCGGUGACUUGCACAACCCACAUGCUGACUCUGGUAUCGUAAUCAGCCUGCUCGUAUCCUGAUCGGGAGUGCAAAAAUUGGCGUAUUUUCCUAGCCUUUCCGUGCGGGUGCGAAAUUAUAUAUCGAAGCCCCUCCUCGUCAAAAACAACGGUAUGUAUCAGCAACCGAAUGGGACAUUUGCGCUAAGUAGGAGAAACUAUCCCUCCCUCUUUCCUUGCUGCUUCAUUGAACUCGCAUUGUUAUCGCCUGAGCACACAAUAGCUUGUCAAUCAACGCAUGCUGUUGGUAGGCCUCCUGCCGCAUUAACCAAAUUUCCUUAUUCUGCCUCUGCGAAUAAUGCUCAUCUGUCUUGGAUUCCUGUCGUUCCUCACAGCCAAGAGUCUCUUUGGUCUGACUGUCCCCGAGGAUUCGGAGGUUUGCACUUGCUCUCAAAGGGCAGAUUUCAAACCUCUCUCACUAACUAAAGGCCCCCUUGUUCGGCAGUGGGACCGUGGUCAGAAAGUGUCCAAACAAAUCCUAGUAAAAAGCCGUCACUUUUUUAAAAGUCAAAACAAACCAACAGGUCUCAUGUAUCUUCCUCAAACUUAGAAAAAUGAGUAAUCGAAAAGCGGAAACCGUGAAACAAUACUGCCUCUGAUGUGCGCAAGAAAGAUGUCCAAGGCGUGAUGCUCAAAAACUACAGGAGGUUUUCAGGGCGAUUGUCUUCGGAUCUCUUGAAAGUUGUAAUUCAAAGAACAGAGGAUGCAGGAACGCCAUCUUCAUAGUUAUUUCUGGUCUAUGCUUUUAGAUAAAGAAGAAGGGAGAACCAACAGGAUCGCAUGCUUGAGUUCAUAAAGUCUUUUUCUACUGUAAGUAUUAGACUUAAAUCCUCCGAUCCCUGAAUUGUUGGGGAUUCUAGCCUCUGUUUAUAAUUUGAGGGCCGAAGAACCUUUCACAAAGACCAGGGGGAGGGUUUAGGAAACCAGACCUUUAUGCCAGAAUGAAAUUCCAACGGAUUUUUCGUGAACUAGCCAAAGCGGCUGGCACAGUCUGUUCAUCAUAGUAAUAAGUAAAUUGAAUCGCAGUUAAUUACACAGAGAGAAGUGUUUGCGAAUAUCUUGAGACUGCUAAGCUUGAGAUGCACCGGUAAACAAAUAAUGGAGGAAACGGUGAUUCACUGUCAGUAGUGGAGACUCAGUAAACAUCCCGUUAAGUACACAACUCGAGCCACAUUCAUAAGUGCGUACUCAUGUCAGUAUCAUCUCAGUCGUUGCACUUAAAGCACAAGUGUCUGGUAAAGACGUGAGAAGAGCAUUAAGGAGUGUCAACAGUUGGAGGUGACUUACAGCUUUCGGAAACCGAAUCUUUCCAGUUUAUGAGCCAUUGCACGUCAAUACAUUGGCUUUGAGAGUGCGGUUAGGGAGGGUGUCAGGGUUAAUUAAGAUGGUAUUUACGAAACCACCACUGUUCCUGAGAGAACCAUACACUUAUAAUUCCAAACGGGUGCUUUCCUCUCCUUUUUAUUUGAGGGAUCAGACAUGCGAUUGAAGAUACCUUUGUUGAAGGAAGUAGACAGAACUUCCUUCCCGCCUAUUUAUCGGGAAGUUUAUGUAAAGAGCAUGCGAUUUGGAUAUUUCUGGAAAGUCUUUCAAAGCAUCCUAGAGAUGAUUCGGGAGAUUCAAGCUUAGAAGGCGUCCGGAAAGCAGAAAUUCAUUUUGAGAAAUGGGACUGACUAAAACGACAAUGAAUUACAUGUGAUAUUCGAACGUUGUUUGAAAUCAUUUCCGAAAUUCAAUAGGAAAAAGCCUACAAUAAGCACGAUACUGAUUUUGACCCCACAUCGCUUUAACCUAACCCUGCCGGAUGAAGCGCUGUAGAUGAUGAGGAUAGGAAUAAGUCGGAGAUUCGAGUGUCAUUCCAUACCUGUCUCAGUGCUAAAUAGUCCUGUCAAAUUCCAUGCACAAUGUUUGAGAGUCAACCCUGUUUCUACUAGGGAAAGAGAUAGUCGAAUGCCCUGUAUUCGGCAGGGAAACUGAUGGAGGGAUAUGUAAGCAAGUUAUAAAUUAAUUGAGUACAUAGCUUUUCCGACGCACGUGAAAGAACUCGAAAACAUCCUCUGUUGCCUCCAGGCAACGCUACUGAAUGUUUUUAGAGGGAAUUCGGAAGUAAUAGGGUUCAUGCUGAACGCUCUCAUCUCGUCUGUGCUUUUUGGAGAUGACCUACUGGCCGGGGCGUUGUCGCCGACGUAAACGAGCACUACAAUUUUCAGCAUUUGGACGACGUGCUUUCGGUUUUCAUCAGUCAAACGAAUGAAAAAAAAACAGUAAAAUUCUUACCAGGGCUCGCUCAUAAGGAGAUCCUGGAACGUAGCUUUGCUUCUUGUUAAAGAUGGAGCCGCAGAAGUGAACGAGAUAAUGUAAUGUCUUUUGUACUUUCAAAAUGUUUUACAAAGAUGAAGAAAGUUGCAUUAUUGAUACAGUCUUUUCAAGAAAGAUCUAUUGAGGAUGGUGCUAAGUCGCUUCUGAUUAAUGAUGAAAAUUUGACGAGAAAGAACUAAGCCAUUGUAGAAGGUAGUAACUGUCCCUCGAGAAUGCGCUGUAGCUUCUGAUGAGGUUGACAACAAUGGUGAUUUCGAAGGAGGUGUAGCUCCUCCACUUCAUCCUUUCGCAAAAUGGGGCGAUUUUCGUAAGCGAAUUGUCGUUCUAAACAGCGCUCUGUGUCGAUCAAUUUUGAGAUCUUCUUGACACAUGGAAAGGAAACAUUGAUUUCUUCAUGGGAGUGUCAGUAGCGGACAUUUGCUUUCGGUUAGGUCCACAGGCAAAAACAAGCAACACAUGCACGCUAAUGCACAGGGCGGGAAUUCAUCCCCCCGACUUGCUCCUUUCUUUUAUGUGCACUUACCCAAGUGGUGACCACAGAUGACUACAUACUUGAUUAAUUGUUUACUAUGCUUGUUAACUUUUUAAUCACAUAAAUCAGUGAGGAGCUUUAGACAGGCUUAAUUCUUCCCCCAUGACUGUAACAUGAUCACGCAAGCGUGUGAAUUUCUACUAUGCCUGACUUAUCUGUGACCUCAGUAACUAAUAAUUAAAACCAUGACACGCAAACCCCCAGUCGAUGCUUUGUUCUAAGCAUGGUCUUUCUGUCCUUAUAUGGUCAUGUGGAUUGGCAAGACGACCGAUCGUUGGGCAAAGAAUGCGACGCCUGGUCGAACCCAGAACGUAAAUGCCCGUUCGUGAACGAACAGAGGAAAUGAAUUUUGCCCGAUAUGAGGGCUAUUUAUGGGUAGUUUCGCGAUGAACUGAGCUUCAUCAGGAGGGUUAAACACCUUUGUCAGUUUCACUGGAGCAAAAAAUAGCUGGUCAGAUCGCUUUAGUCUUCUGUUUGCUCACAUCUGUGUUGCAUAAAAAGGAUGCGAUUCCAUAUGGCACAGUGAAGUAAGGUUCCUCCGGAACGUCGGUAUUCAUGGACCCGAGGUGCAAAAAUGCGCCUUAAAUUUCAUAAAGCUCAGCCACGCAAAAAUAACCCCUUAAUUUGACUCGUACUAAACAAACAAAAAAUGUUCAACUAACUUGCCAAAAACUGACUAGUGGAGGAAUCAGAUGUACCCUAAGUUUUGCCGACUGCAGGUUAGCUGUGUCACCUAUGUCGAUCAUAGGUGUUCAUUAGAAAUAUGUAUGACUGAAAGUACACAAGUUAGACCGAGACGCUUACUGUUCCGAUCUCCCUGGCCAUUCUUGAAGAUGCCAACCUCUUUGCGCACUUUAAGUAAAGUUGCGAAUUUGAACAUGAUGGCGUUGUAAAUACUGCUGUGGAAGGGUCAAGUGACUGAAGGUAGAAUUCUGAAAUGUUUUUGCUUCGAAAAGAUUAUUUGGACAGGGCUGUAAUAUUGAUUAUCAUGCGGCAUAGUUCGAAUGGUAUUUCAAGCUCGCUGGCACGCUGGUUUUAAUGCGAGCUUCUUUCCGGUUGUCUCCGGCAAAUGGCCAGAUAAGUAGUAUGAAUUUUUCCCAUUAGUUGUCUGCGUUUUUAUUAGAUCAAAUAUGUUUUGUAGAAAACAUGCGUAUAAAUUUUCUCCUCUGCUUGUUUCGUAGCGAAUUUUCGUCCUCAAAGUUCAUGCUUGAUGGAAAAGUAUUUUUGGAUUUUAAAAGUUGUCAAAUCCCGAAUCAUUUUAAUCCGUCCUGACGUUCUACUUGUAAUCAGAAUUCCAAUCUGCAAGCCGUAUAUAUUCCCUGUAACGAAAACAAUGCCUCUAUUCAUACUAUUCGGAAGAUAUCAAGCAUAGCUCAUAAAAGUAUGCAGUGGACGUGGACCAUGUUGUAUAUUUCGUAAGCGGCACCCAUAAGUGAGGAGACGAGAUGAUUUAUGAACAGCAAUUUUACGGUAUGAAAAAGUCACAAUUAAAAACCUUUUCAAACCCGAAAAAUACCCUUUCCUCAAACAUGAAAUUUAAAGGGGACGUUGAUUAUUACCGAAUACGAUAGGAUAUUUUGCGUGUGUUUCCUAAAAAGUGUCAAAAUUUAUGAUGGCAUCGAAAAUCAGCAACAAAUGUAUGCAUCAUAUGUGGCCAGUCCUUGACUAGCACAGUUUUUCAGGCAGCUGAUAAGAUGGGCAUUCAAAAGCUUUAAUCCUGGCUAACUUGAGAAUCAUGGCUUUAUGUCGCAUGAUAAUUAAUGUUACGACUCCACCUGACUAACCUUUUAAUUCGAAAACGCAUUUCAGAAUUUUCAUUAACAUUUCAUGAAAUAUGGCAUCUAACGAACUACCAAGUGGCUAGAAGUUCUUUGUGCAAAACAAGAAAGUAAGUCAUCUAGCAAGCUAAAUCACUGACAGCGCUCAGUUAGAUUUUUCAAUUAGACAAAGCAUACAGUUAUGGUGAAAAUGCCCGAUUUAACAAUAACUAGCUCCGACAACUAAAAAUAUUCGGAAUUUGUUUUGGAAUUUGGACACUUCGCUCUUGUACUAUUAUUUGGACCGAGUUUGGCAAGGUUCUUGAAGGGUUAAAGCAAGGUCAACGUGAAAACGGCUCUCUCCGUUCAAAUUGGGAAGAAAACAUUCGCAGGCUUCAAAAGUUGCCCAGUUUUUUCAUAAAGUUUCUAAAAAAAUGACAAUUUUGAGCUGAAAGUCGAGAUCUCUCUUUGGCUUAAAGGUGUCUUGUUUGUUGCUUAUUUAGGUGUAAAACUGUAGGCUGAUGUUGUUGCUGUUGCUGUUGUAGAAGUCAAGCAAUAAAGGAUACUUUUAACCUUCAUAAAUGCCGUAAACGUUCCCUCUAGCGCCUAUCAUGAUAGUCAGUUGACAGAAUUGAUCAGUUGGGUAUCACAGGAGUUAACGGACUACUAGGAAUUAUGGGACAUAUGAGAGUGUUCGUUACUGACUUUCAGAAAUAGAAAGGAGCGGUUUCAACAGUAACUCACAACCCACAACGAAAAAUGGAUCUUAUUUCAUAAUUAAAAACGACCUCAACUAAGAAUGAAUGGUGGGCAGCACUAACGCAUGAGCAGAGGCAAUCCCGAAUCCGCUGGCGUCUGUAAUGACCAGGAUAAUGUCAAAAGCGAAUUUUUGUUAUUCCCUCCCUGAAGCAGGGAAAACCAAUUCCAAAUACCAAAACUGAAAGUCGAAUGUAUGCACUAAAAACUGUGCCUAGACAGUUACGUUUGUCAUACAGAUACGGACCAAUCUUUCGCACAGGAACAUUCGAACUCCCGCCCUACAAAUUAUCAUAGAAAAUGGGAGAAAUGGACAAGGCGGGGUUACAGCUUCUACCGGAUACGUCUGAUGUCUCGCCAACGAAGUAAAAUUUGUCCUAUCAUUUUACGUCAUUUCGUUAAAUAGAACACUCUGAGAACGGGCGACCUUGGCGGUGGCAUUCAUCUCCGAAACUGUAGCAUGCUGAAAAAUGCAACAUUUGUUUUUGCUAUCAUUUAGAUAAGAUUUUUAAGGAGAAUAAAAUAUGUUUUGAUCUGGUAAAGUAUUCCCAGUUAAAGAUAUAGCACAUUAUCUAUUUAUUUUUAAAUCUGCAAUUUAUUUUGAGUCAGCCAAGACAUUGAUCACACAAAUUUACUUCAAAUGACUGUAUCAAACAGCAAAUUAUCAAAUACGCCGCAUAUUUAGUCAGGCUUAAUUAAAUGUGUACAAUUUCAUUGCAGCAGGGUGAUAAAAUUGUAGAUUAAAUACCCACGGGUACUCAAGUGCUGGUGACUUUCCAUUUUCAGAUGGCUUCGUAAAUCAAUCUAAGAUGAAUUUUCGCAAAUUCGGGGCAAUUUAAAUGGGACGAAGUAGAGAAUCUAGACGAGUUAAUAGUUAAUGCUGGUUCAUGCUUUGCAGUUAAGAAAACAUAUAUUCUAGGUUUGGCAUUUUUUAUUAAUAUCAAUAUACAGUUAACAAAAACCAGGGUUUUGAAUGUGUACGUGAACUUCCUUCUGUUUAAGCCCUCUGAGGGAAAUUCAUCUAUCAGUUUUCACCUACAACAUACGAACAACUAUGUUCGACUUUAGAAUUCAAUGCGUACAGCCGGUGACCAGUCUCAAUAAGUUUUUAACCAAAAUUCUGAGGUGCCUGUUAGACUAGAAAGGAUUACUAAACGAAUGUAUAAUAUUAGUCAUCUUACAGCAUAAUCCCGUGAUACUUCAGACAUGUCAGGAUGUUGGCUUUCAAAUGAAGUUUUCCGGUCAUCGGCAAAGCAGUACUUGGUAAAAACAUAAUUACUUAAUCAGCAUGCAUUCUUUCUGUUGAUCUUCGCUGCCGUAUAUUUUUAAAAAAUGUUUACAGAACACAUGCACAAAAACAUUCUUCCUCGUACGCACCUGGUAGUCAAUCACGUCUUCAUUAAAUCUUGCACUAAAGGAAAAGAUAUCUUUCGACUUUAAAAAGAUUUUUGGUCCUUGAAUAAUUACGAUCCCGAUGUGCCGUUGCAUUGGCAGUUAGGGUUUCCAGUCUACAGAGUGUAUACUUCUCAUGUGAGGAAAAACACAUACUCCUCUUUGUUUUCAAGAAAAUAAAACAUGGAGAACAUAAAAAUUUUUAACUGAUGUUGAAUAUGUUGCAUAUUUAUUGAGAAGCACUACUAAACAGAUUUUUUUUGAAUGGACGCCAUACAGUCUUGAAAAUCUCAUAAUUAGAAUAUUUUAGGACCGAAAGUACACUUUUCUCGAGUGUCAGAUUUAACGAAGAUGUGAUUGACUGCCAAAUGUGCACAAGAAAGAAUGCUUUUGUGCAUGUAUUCCAUAAAAAUUUUUAAGCAUGGGAACACCGAAGAUCAACAGAAAGAAUGCAUGCCGAUUAAGUAGUUAUUUUUUUACCAAGUAUGGCUUUGCCGGUGAUCGAAAAAAAAAUGCAUUUGAAAGCCAACAUCCCGGCGUGGGAUUAUGCUGUAAGAUGACUAAUAUUACUCGGUCGCUUAGUAAUUAUUCCUAAUCAAAAACGCAUUUCAUAAUUUCGGUACACGUGUCAGGGGAUCUAUCACUCACAGUAUUACGGAGGGAACAGUUACAGUUAUAGUAGACGGGACACGAGAAGAGGUGCCCCCAUAGGAUAGGUGACCUUGUGCUGAAUUUUUGAAUGCUAUUUUGUUCAAACCUUCACAGGAACCCUAGCUCAAACCUUAACCAUUAUCCGAACUCCAACCAUAACCUAAACCUCCCUUGGAAUUUAGAGCUUGGACACGUGUAAUACGGGAGGGAGUAAGUACUCCGAUGUCAUACCAUGUUUCUGGCCCCAGCUGCAGGUUAGGAUUAUGUUUGGCUGAAUGGAGGCAGGAUAAGCCCGAAACAGUACUGUAUCAUUCUGCCCGCACUUUCUGUCUGUCAUCCUCUUUGCAAAUCCCUGUAGCUUACAUCCGCAUACGGCCUUGCAUCGGUUAUCCUGUUUCCGAACUGCAGUCCACUUUGGAAGCCUCAGUCUUGGGAAACAAGCAAGCUUACCUUUAUGAUGACGUUUUAAAAUAUAAAGCUAAAGGAACCUUCCCUCCUCGUUUUGCUUGAUCGAUUUGGUAGUAAAUGAGUGUCAGUGGUGCAGAAUCAAAUUUUAAAAUCAAGGUGUAAGACAUCUUCCAUAAAAUUUUGGACAACAUAAUAACAAAUAUCUAAAAGAUAUACAAAAAUUUGUCCUGGAUCACCCAGAUUAUUACUGGGUUCAGCCGAUAAAGUGUCUGUUCUUAUAUGCUGUUCGGCUUAACCAAACAUAGAUCAAGCUUGGAUUCGCCUCUGCAUCGCUGCCAGGCAAUUAUUUGGACCCAUCAAGAACCGUGGUUUCCAGUGCGCAUAUGAUCUUCUACCUUUUUGAUACACCUUUUGCCUAAGAGUGUCUUAACUAAAACAAUACUAUCAUAAGAUUUGCGUUCACCAGUUAAUCCGGACUCGGGACUGAAGUAACAUUUUCAUUGGACCUUGGGUCUUUUAUCAAGAGCCCACAUAAACGAUAACGGCUAUUGGCCGGUAAUCCAUAAACGUCGCAGAUGUGCGAAAGCAUAGUCUGAGACAAGGGUUAUUGUUCAUUGUCUGCGUUAAGAAAAGUGUUUGUAUUUUUGGACGCAUGUUGGAGUCAAUGAGCUUGACUUUGUACUCAUCCUGAUCAGGAAUAGACACAAAAUUCUGUUGGGCAGUGUUCACAUUUUCUGUAUGUUCAACCGAUCCAAAUACAAUAUAAAAAACCCUAUUUGACCCUGUUUACAAGUAUCUCGCCAAAAAUAGUUUUUGGACUCCUUUUUGGCAUACCUUGGGCUGACUAACGGCUAAAGAUAUCAGUAAAGACGAAUCGGUAGACGUUCUUCGGACAGUAUGUCUGUAAUGCAGUUUGGGUUACUUACGAUUAAAAGGAUGCCACGAUCUAAUCAGCAGUGAGAAAUAGACCACAAAAAUGAAUAAAGAAUACAAUAAAUGAAUAAAACUUGGUCGAUUGCCGUUUCUGAGUAUAUUAUGUACACAGAGAGAGGAACGGUGUUAUUAAAUAACCAGACUUUUAUAAGAACUCAAGGUUGAUCCACUACCUAAACCUCGUGAUCUAUGUAUAGAUGAAACAGAGGUCAAAUCCUGUCGCACUCCCACUGGCGAAAUGCUAAGGAAAAAGCAUCAUUUUUACAAAACGACUAUUAAAAGGAUCUUUUAUGGCGGAAAUUGACAGGUCAGUCGAUUUUGGAAGUGCUCAGCACGGUACUGUUGCUGAGCAGGCAUUUCGGUUUUUAAGCGCCUAGGUUGCACGACAUACCAUACUUGGCAGCAUAGGCACGUGUUUUAUCGGUAUCCUGCAGCUUCAUGACACAGCUGCGAGGGGUUGGGCUCAUCUGUGUGUCCCCAGAGUUUCCCUUGUGCCUUCUACUAGAUACUCCACUGUUUACAUUGCGGUUUGUUUAAUUUCCGCAGAAAACAAUAGUUAACUUGAAGUAAAUCAGUUUACUUUAGACCUGCCAAAUUGCAGCCUGAGUCUAUAAGUCCCAACUUAACUGGUUUAUCCCAAAUAAGCAAUUAGUUUCUAGGGAAACUAAGAAGCUGGGAUCUCAUUAAAACUAGGGUGUCUACCAGAAAACACACAGGGAAUGCUGGGAGACUCAGUGAUGAACCGAAUCCCUCACAGCUGCGGCAGAAUAUCGCCGAAACAUGUGCCUGGGCUUUUAGCUAGUAACUGUGCUCCCAAGUAUGGUAUGCCGUGCAACCCAUGUACAUACUACUGGCUGCCUGUUGGAAGUUUACAAAUAUCGCGUGGUUAUUGCGCUGUAACUGAUGGAAUCCGGCCCAAAUGUUAAUAUUAGAUUUCAUUCUGAAUCUAUAGAUAGUUAGCGGCUAAUUUCUUUGGACCCUAAAAUUUUUGAAUAUGACUGCUCAGUUUUACCGAUCAGGCUGGAGAAGUUGAAGUGAACUUUACUGACUCAUCUGUCGCUAUCAGAUAAUGAUACCAAAUCCCGAGUUGCAAAGCAUUGCCAGACAAUGCCUUGACCCAAAACCAUAUUUCCACUUUCAUAAGCGAACUCGAGUAACUUAGUCCUCGUGCAGAGGCUCAAAGCGGAAUUGUGCAGAGAACUAGCUUAUGCCGUUGAUCUGGCUCUCCCAUGAUAACUUUGGGUCAUUCUUUCCCUUGUCACUUUACAGGCACAGCUCUGUGACCUUGACUUCCAUCGCUGCGUACAGACUAGAGCAGGACUUAAAUGUCUUCAAUACUGACCGUUAGACAGCGAUCUUUUAAGGGCCUCUUGUCACGUCAGUUACCUGAAAACAUUUCAAUUCCACAUCAACAUUUUCAUCAUUCGCCGCAGGUAAUGUGCUGCAACAGACUGUAUUUGAGCUCUGAUCGCGGAGGAGCUUGAGAUCAGCAUAAGACGCCCUAUUUCUAGUACAGGACUUUGUUAGGUUUUUAUCAGUACUCAUAUGCCUAAUAUCGACUUUACUUUUCUCUUAUUCUGCAAACCGAGCUAAAUCCGGCUAUUGUGGUUUCAUUGAGGAGCAUAACAGAGAGGGGAAGAGCGGAAUUCGUUGUAUUUUGAAGUAUAGAUUCAGAAUUUUCAGCAAAAAGAGCUCCAUUCACUGUGGACGGAAUAUAAGCUAACAUAUUAUUCAAGAGUCAGAAAGCUUUACAUAGAAAGAAACGACUACAAUGGGGACAGUUCAAGUCUUAGCUUCUGUAUUUCUAUCUCUUCACACGUAAGAUAGUGAGUCAGGGACGGUAAUACAGAAUGCUAAUUUGUCGAUACACGGCAAGAGAUAUGUCGAAAGCCAGAGCACAUGGGGCGGAAGGACCUCGCAGAGAUUAGAUCAGAAUGCAGGUGAUGGGCAGCGUCCUCCAGAAUUCGACCAGCAAAUUGCUUGGCCGUUUUGAAAUGUCGUUGUGUAAUAGUAUUGGAUAGAAGGACGUAAAAAACGCUGGCGGCAGAAAAGAGCAUUCGGAGGACUCGUCUUAAAAUCAACAUAUCUUACUUGAGCAGAAAAGGAAAAAUGACAGGAGAAUAAUUAAAAAUUAAAGGAAAAAUGCAGGCAUCUAUGAAUUGCCAGAUUAAGGUUUGAGGUGUGUGGUAGGAGCGUAAACGAUGAAUGAAGUUUACGAACCUUAGUGAAAAACGGUCUCAAUAUGGAGGGGAAAAGAGAGAUUUGAUGACAAAUUAACACCAAGGUAUUUGAAAGUGGAUACCUUGUUGGGAAAGAUGUCAAAGUAUUCAUGACUACAAGAGGGUCGCAGUCGGAAAAUAUACUGGACUGAUGCCUGAUUAUUCAGCACGAGACCAUUUUCCCCCGACCAUACCAGGGCAUGGUCAAGGCCAUCCUCCAGAGACUGGAGAUGUAUCAGAUUUUUGAGAGAGUGGCCAACAACCACAACAUCGGCAUAAUUAACUAAUAGAGAGUCGUUUGGGGACCUUAUACCAUCACUGUGGAAGGAGACAAGUUGGGGGGAUAAAAUGGAACUUUGAAGAACUCUACAGUCAUUGGGAAGAACCAUAGAUUUCCGCUUGCCGAACUGGACAAAUUGAGUGCAGGAAGUAAAGUAAUCGCGCAGCCAAGAGACAACCUAGCACGUAGAAUCACGCGCGGGGUGUUUUGGUAAAAGUAGAUGGCGCGGGACGGUAUUGAAGGCGGAGGAGUAGUCACGAAAAGUACAGGCGUACGCAGGGCAACUCAUUUCGUUCUCGUAGGGCAGAAUGGACCACAAGAGCAACAGCAUCUAAGGUACUACGCUUGACUUUAUGUGCAACUUGCAAAGGGUCGGAAAAACCGGAAAAUAAUGGCUUUAUCAUGUCCUAAGCAACUCGUUCAGCAACCUUAAGCAGUGUGGAAAAGCAGGCAACUGAAGGAGAAGAUCUAGGACCAAAACUUGCAAGUUUUUCAGGAAUAGGGAUGAUGUUUACUGUACGCCAAGGAUUCGGGAAUCGUGGACUCCAUAAAAAACAUAUUUAUAAGGUGCGUCAAAACAGAGACCAUCUGAGAACAGCAACCCUGAGGUAGUAAAGGUGAAACACCAUCCGUCCCGGCAGUUGUUGAUCCGCGGACUACUUUAAGACGUUUCUCUGCCAUCACAAAAGACACAGAUGAGAAGACACAUGGUAGUAUGGAAAUGUCGUUUAAAGGCAAAUGGGAGUCUUUGUGACCGAAGAUAAAAUUUUCAUCUAAGGAGUCCUUGUCAGGAGGCGAGAACAGCAGGACCUGCUGGUGACAAAGGCGAUCCGGGGUUCCGACGAGUGGAUCGACCAUCGCUUCGUCAUAUCCAAGAUGAGGAUCCACCACAAUCAUCAGCAGAUGCACUUCCAGUCGCCUGUGUCCACAACUACCGUCCAUGAACUUGUCUUCGUUGGCGGCUGCGUUCUCAACGCCACCUCGGAAGGAGACAUGCAAGGACGCACGUACCUCUUCGCCGCCGCCUGCGACAACUUCGAUCUAAUCCUCAGCGCGGAGAGAACGAUGGUUAUGCAUCAACCGCCACCCAACGCUGCCUACAAUGCGCCCCACAUAAACGUGAACGGCGUCUAA
This is a messenger RNA of Spirometra erinaceieuropaei, 13148 nucleotides long. NCBI's taxonomy places the organism in Eukaryota, Metazoa, Platyhelminthes, Cestoda, Diphyllobothriidea, Diphyllobothriidae. The record is from the annotation of a GenBank genome assembly.